Molecule: messenger RNA, 19290 nt
Organism: Pocillopora meandrina
Lineage: Eukaryota; Metazoa; Cnidaria; Anthozoa; Scleractinia; Pocilloporidae
Source: the annotation of a GenBank genome assembly
AUGGCGCGUCGAACAACAAAUCGGAAACAACAGGGAACUGUUCUGAAGCAAGCAUGGGAAUGGGCUGAUUACACUGAACCAGAAAAUGUCAUCAAUGAUAACGUUGAAAGCGCCUAUAGAAUAAAUACUGCCGCCUGUUCUCCGGGAAAUUGCAGGUGAGAAGCUGGCUUUUAUUUGCUUUUAUCGAUGGAAAUCCAUUUGAACUGAGUCUGAAUUUGAAAUUAACAUGGAGAUAUUUGACUUUGUGAAUCAAAAAGGGACGUUCGAUAUUGUUGACGAAUCCGAAAGGUAUGACCUUUACUUUGAUUGAAACCCAAAGAUCACCGUUUCAAAUUAACGAAAGCGCUGUGCGCAAUUUUUUCUUUGUUUUGAAAAAUAAAUUAAACGGAAGCCGAGAACAAUCAUUAUGAUCAAUUUCUAUUUAAUGUCGUAUACCUCUUUAAGGUCAGUACUCUGUUUUUACAAUAUUGCGGCUAUGUAUUACAACUACUGAUAUUAGUGCUAAUUUCUAUUUGAGAUACUAACAAUCUUAAUUAACUGUUAGCAACCUUCCAAUCAUGAUGACAACAACUGGAAGACAGUAGUAUUUUGAAAACUGGAUUGGUCCUUUAUUGAUAAGAGCUUGGGAAUUUCGAAAAUUGUAUACUCUGCUUCUGUGUUAGACAUCAGCUUGGACAAUACUUCUAGAAGCCAUUGUUAGCCAUCUCUGGGACAAGAAACAACAUAAAAUUAAAAGAAAUGUCAAAUGCCUCGACUAUAUGAAUGGGGAUUGUAGGCACAAGAUCCACAUACUUCAAACUCAAAUUUAUUUCACUUAGCCUGAAUCUCAAGGUUUUUCACAAUUGACUGAAGUGUCACAGAUUCUUGGUAAUCCAUCCCAACUUACUAUAUCCAAAGGUAGACUAAACUUACAGAUCAUGUGUACUUAGGGCAUCUGCUGGUAAAUGCUAUUGGUUCACAUAUUGUUUGAGAGUCUACCAACUGUCGGUCACCUUGUUAUUCAAGUUGGAAAACCAUCAGUUGCCACUAUCGGUGCAUAGUUGGUUGGUAUGUUGGUUGACACUUGGCUGACACCUUGACUGUUACAUUGCGAUCAACAGUUGACAGCAUAUCAGUCAAGUGUCAGUGGUGUAUCGGUGGAUUGUUGGUGGUAGAUAAGUAUUUUUAACCAUAGUUUUGCUGGGAUGACAACAGUCUCCUAGCCCUUUUCCCUUACCUACUGGGGAGGAGAAAAAGGAGUCUCUAUCACCUAUGCUCAUAUAUGACAGAGGGGGAUACAGCUUAAACUGCUUUCAUUUCGAAUAUUUAAGUUUAAAACAAGAAAGAAAACUUAAACUGAAAAAACAGUUUUUGACAUUGAUGAAUAUGGCUGGCUGGCAUGAAAGGUCAAGAAUGGACAUUGUCUUGCGAAGGCUAGAGAAUGUAAGUUAAUGUGUGAAUGGAGAAGAUAGGGUCCACCAAGUGUUAGUAAAGUAUCACCAGCUUGUUGAAAGAGUAUCUUCUGACAUGCAUGUUGCUUGAGAGGUGACUGAUGUUGUUUGACAUGUCAGCUGACUAUCAGCUGAAGUCUGAACUGAGUAAUGGCCAAUAUAUCCAUAAACACUCGACUUUUAAUACUGACUGAUACUCAACUAACAGAUGCCUUAAGUACAUAUGAUCCAAACUUCCUUUUGCAAUGCACAGUUGCCUACCAGCCUGUAGAAAACCUUCAAGAUAUCAUUUGUAAAUUACAUUUGGAAAAAGCUGUAUCAAGGCUGUUAACAUAAAAUGAUUUGUGUAUUUCAUAGGAGGAACUGCAAAGCAAAUCCAAACUGUUUUAAUUGCCUUGGAGAAAGAUUUUGGCUCAGCGAAAUUAAAGGUAUUAAUAAUUAAGAAUAUUUAAUGAUAGAUAUUUAAUAAGUAAAUUAUGCAACAAACUGUAUUUACAGGAGACUGCAAAGUUGUAUUUCAUAGGAGCAACUCUCAGUUUGUAUUUAUUCUUUUCAGACAGUUACUGGUUAAAUUGUGAAGACCCAGAAAAUGAGAGACGCCCAGAGGUAUGAGAUGAUCAUGAUCUUUUCUCCUUACACUAUCAGUACAAUAUCAAGCAGACAAGUAAUGAAAUAGAGAGAAAUAUCAGUUAGGGAAUCAUUGGUUGAUCCAAUUCCAAAUUCUCUAAACUAAAUUCAUAUGAAUUGUAUGGUAGACAGUAAGGAGAAUUGCUAAUGAGAUCGUGGGAGUUCAAGGUAUAAGCACCAACCCUCCCCUCCCCCCUAAAAAUGGAAGUGCACAAGAGGAAUAUUGGAAAUUAUUUCUUAAGUUUACUGGGUUAAAAUCUCUAAAUUCACAGUCUGGUAUAUCUUCAUAUUUUGUUGUUAUUUAUUGUUUUGUGGCAAAAUGAACUUUUAACUUGCUGAAAAUGAUGAAAAUUUAGUGCUCAUCUCAAGUAAGCACUCAUUCUCAAGGUUCAUGAAGGUAAUAACUACCUAUUUGAAUUAAUACAGUACCUAAAUUUUAGAAUUUACUUGUCUUUUGUCAUAUUAAAAAUAUGUUAUGAAAUAAAACAGAAUAUAACCCUUGUUCUAAUUUGGCUGUCUUAUGCACCAAUCUGUCUCCUCAUUUCAUUUUUCAUUUUUUCACAUUUGGCUUUUCAGAAUGCUUUUGUUGGGCUUAAGAACCUUGGAGCUACAUGUUAUGUGAAUACAUUUUUACAGGUGAGACAAUUCACAGCUGACAUGAAUAAAAGUAGACCAUCAUUUUGCUUGAGGGCUAUUUGUUUCUGCCACAGGUUUGGUUUCAUAAUCCAGUGUUUCGUUCAGCUAUGUACAAGUACAUCUCUCCUACAAGCGGAAGACCAGAGCAAGAGGUCAAAAGAGGUGAGAAUUAUUGUAAUUAGAGAAUUAUGUUUAACAUUUAGAACAAGCAUAGUCUGUGCUCAAGUCAAGUGGCCCAUCCAGCUAGAAAUUAUCCUGGUUUCCUCAGCAGGAAGUGACUAGAUAUAUUGCUACUCUUCCCUGGAUAGGAGGCCAGUCCAGCGCAAAGGUUGAUAAUGUAACUUGGCCACCAUAAAGAGUUUCACAAUGACAUUUCAAGCAUUAGCUCUUUGUCAGCUUCAAAACUCUUUAUGGUGGCCAGUUUACAUUAUAAACUCAUUGGAUCAUGUGUACUAUAGGUGGCCUCGGUCGACAUAUCGGCUGAUACAUCGGCUGAUAUAUCAGUUGACUAUCAACCGACUAUAGGUCGACUAUCGGUUGACAGUCAACCGACUAUCGGUCAAUAGUCGACCGAUAGAUCGGUCAACAGUGGACUGAUAUAUCAGCUAACAGUCGACCGAUAAAUGUACACAUAUUGGCUGAUGCAUCGGCCGACAGUCGGUCAAUAUAUUGGUCGACUAUCGGUCAACUAUCGGUCGACUAUCAACCGAUAGUUGGUCGAUUGUCGACCGAUAGUCGACCGAUAAAUGUGUACAUAUCGGGUGAUGCAUUGGUCAACUAUCGGUCUAUAUAUUGGUCGACUGUCGGUCGACUGUCGGUUGACUAUUGGUCGACUGUCAACCGAUAGUCGGUCGAUUGCAGACCGAUAGUCAACCAAUAGUCGACCGAUAUAUCAGUUGAUUGUCGGCCUAUAUGUCGACCGAGGCCACCUAUAGUACACAUGAUCCAACUCAUUUGAUAAUACUAAAUUACCCUGUUAUACACUCUAACCAAUGCAGCACCAGUUUCUUUAGAAAUUUACCCACUUUAUUCAUCACAAAGCUUACCCCUUACCACUUCAUCAGACUUCCCUAAAAAUUCACCAGUGAGAGACACUGCGAGGAUUUAGUGUCUUGCCCAAGAACACAACACAAUGACCUGACCAGGUCCUAAGUGGCCAACUCUUUUCCUUAGUCCUGAGUAAUAACCAGAAGGCCACAUUGUCUCCUAUGGAACAAGCAUGGGGCAACAAAAAAUUCUGAGUUUCUUGUGAGGGAUCAGACUUCAGCCCAUUUACAAAAUUUUUUCUUUUUAUGUUUGUACAAGUGAGAGAUAAACAGCCUGUUCUCGAGGUAACUGGACUCCAGAUCAAGAGGUCUGGGUUUGAGACGGGUCAAUGUGUUGUGUUCUUGGAAAUACACUUUACUGUAACGGUGCCUCUCUCUGUCCAGGACUGUAAAUGGGUAUGGGGAAAUUGUCAGGGAACCUGAUGAAAUGCUGGGGGUAACCUUUCAAAAGAUUAGCAUCCCAUCUAGUGAUACUCCUAGUUGCUUCAAACCGGGCUAAGCUCAGGCUGGGUGGGCCACAGGGAUCGAGUACAGGCUUUGCCUUCUCAAGUCAAUUGGUUUACCCAGUCCUACUCUAUCCUGGUUCCUCAGAAUAAUGCUACUCACCCCUGGUCUCCCUGAUAGGUCAUCAGUACUCAGUUAUAAAUAAUGUUGAGCUGUGAGAGGCACUGGGAAAGUAAAGUGUCUUGUCUAAGAACAAAUCAUAAUGACACAGCCAGAUCUCAUUCUAGGAUUCCUUGACCCAGAGUUCAACACCCUUUUUGUUGGACAACCAUGUCUUCCACAUGCUUAUAUACGUGCUCAUUCCUAAUGGUUACCUGCUAUUCUUUCCAAAUUGUCAGCUGUAAAUGGCUUGUCAACAUCAGAAGCUUUAUCAAGCAGCCCAAAUAACUCUGAGGUGACUAAUCAUAGCAGUCAUAAUGGUGAAACCUCAAAUAAACCUGCCAAAGAUUCUUCUAAAUUGAAGCAUCACAGUAGUGAGAAUGGGGGAUCCCUGGAUAAACCUCUAAAUGUGCCAACAACUCCCAGUAAGGUGUCGGCUGUUGAGCAGGUUCCGUUGCUUCCCUCUACUACUAUACUGAACUCAGAUGAAGCACCAACGACUGUUUGUGGACACCUUCAGUUGCUGUUUGCUCAGUUGCAGUACAGUUUUCGAAGGUACAGUAUAAAAUUUAGGCUGUUAUUGAUUAACACUUUCACUCCAAGAUCUCAUCAAUAACUCUCCCCACUGAGUGCCAUACAAUUUUUAUGAUGUUGGUUUGGAGAAUUUGGUAUUGGAUCAACGGAUAAUCCUGAAAUUGAUGAUUUUCUUUGUUUUCAUCACUUGUCUGCUUAUAAUAUUGUAUCAAUAUUGCAAGGAGAUAUUCUGUCAUGGUCACUCAUGGACUAAACUUGGGUGGUGAAAUGGGGUUUUUCCAAAUUUCUAGAUAUUUGUUAGCUAACAGCUUGGUGGAAAACCAUACUAAAUGGAAAGUAUUAUUAAUUGCUUGAAUUUUUUUUUGUAGUCUUCAAAUUUAUAGAAAACAUUGUCUAGAAGUGUUUUUGGUGGGGCCUGUAUUUGAGAAUUUUUUCUGGGAGGGGGGGGAGGGGUGAAAGGAAAAAGAAACCUUUUGUUUCACUGAAUAAACCCAAACAUCAAAAACUGAUUGGUUGCUUGUUAAGAAGAAACUUUGGUAACCAUGUAAAAUUUCAGAAAUGAGAGUGGGCGUGGAAAUUUGAAGAAAGCUUUUAAUUAUUUUUGUAGGUACAUUGAUCCAAGUCCUUUUGUAGACAGUUUAGGACUUGACACUGCACAACAGCAGGUAUUUUAGCAUGAAUUAAUUUUUGUUGCCCUUGAACAAGUGAAAAUUUCUUAGUUCAAAUUGUCCACAAUUUUACACAUUUCCUGUGGUAUUAUCAACUAAGAGAAUCUGUCAAACAAUCAAGAGCUUAUUUAGUUAGCCAUCCUUUCCAUUAUUCGCAUGACCUCAAUAUUUGAAUCAGUGGUGAUUCUGUAAGGAGAAUUAGAUGGUAGUCACUCUUAGUGGUCUAGGAUUAAUAGUGCAACAUAACGUUGUUGAAAAUUAAUGUUUUAGGUAUUGUCAUUUUCCUUUUUUUUUUUAGUUUUGGUAAGUUGCUUAGAAAUGUGUUUUAUGUUCUAGGAUGCUCAAGAAUUUAGCAAACUAUUUACCUCACUACUUGAAGAAACUUUCUCAAAGCAGGUUGGUUUACCAAGAUUGUAUUGUUUGUGACAGAAAUUAUUACAGUCAAGCUUGCUCUUGUGGUCACCUCUCUAAGAUGGACAACUUCCUCUGUUGUUCAGAUGGCUCUUAUAGAGAGGUGUGACCAUAUUUUACACUUUGAACCACAGAAAAAAAUUAAAUCUCUACUUGAACCAAGUGGGUCAUCUGUCUGGAGCUUGUUCUGGUUUCCAUAGUGUCAAGGAGUAUUGUAGACAUCUCCCGCCUGGAUGGAAUACCACUCAAUCACAAGUUGAUCCCCCAGGGGUAAACUUGUAAUUGAGUAGGUUUUCAUCAGGUUUUCGUGACAAUAGCCAGUACCCAUUUAUAUUCCUGGGUGGUGAGAGAUACUGUGGAAGUCAAGUGUUUUGCCAAAGAACAGAACACAAUGACCCUAUGUCAGUUCUUGAACCCAGACCUCCUGACUUGGAGUCCAGCACACUAACUUACUAACCUACUCAUACCAUAGAAUGAAAAAGACACAGCUUAUUGUUCUGCAUCAUUACACUCCUUUUUUUUUGUAGGCUGAGCCUGAGGUGCAGAAUAUUGUUCAGUCUCAGUUUGGAGGGGAGUACUUUUAUGUCACAGAGUAAGUAAAACACAUUCUGAAUAUUAACCUAUUCUUUCCCAAGAUCUUAGCAUGAAAAUUCUGAAAGUUCUUUGCUGCUGAUGAAAACUUGAUCUCUUAGAUGUCUGAGGUGUGGGAAUAAAUCCAAGAGGCUUUCUCGUUUUUAUGAACUGGACCUUAACAUACAAGGCCACUCAUCACUGAACCAGUGUAUCAAGGAGUUUUUGAAGGUGAUGCAGGAUUUACAUUUUUAUUGUCGCACUUGGUUAGCUCAUGUUGUAGAAUGCAGUACUGCCUGCAGAAGGGUAGGGGUUUAAGCCCAGACAGGACCAAAACUCAGGGCCUUAAAAUAACUGAGGAGAAUGUGCUGCCUUCAUAUGACAUCUGCAAAUGGUUUUGAAAUAAGGUUGGAUAGGAUGAUAAACAAUAAGCUCCAUCUCCUGCAUCUUCUCUGCAUGUGUUAGCAGGUGAUGUUAAAGAACCCACUCACUUCUUGCAAAAAGUAGCAAACAUGGCCCCUGGUAUUGUGGUCUAGCCUUGUUCUUGUUUAUACAGGCUAACAUUUAACCCUUUAACUCCCACAAGUGACCAAGACAGAAUUUCUCCUUACAAUAUCAAUACAAUAUCAAGCAGACAAGUGAUGAGAAUAGAGAAAAAUCUUAAUAAGGGGAUUAUUAGUUGAUCCAAUACCAAAUUCUUCAAGCUAACAUCAGAAGAGCUAUGUGACAGAUAGUGAGGAGAAUUAGUAAUGAGAUCUUGGGAGUUAAAGGGUUAAGCCAGCUUUUAAACUGAAGUGAGCCAUCCUGUUUAAAUGUUGCUAAUAUAUAAAUAAAAUUUUUAUUGUUGUCACUUUGUUUGAUAAUCCCUUAGCAAAUCAAGUGGAAUCUUUUUUUGUAAACAGGAAGAAAAGUUGGAUGGUGACAAUCAGUAUUAUUGCACUCAGUGUAACAGCAAACAGAAUGCGGCACGUUACAUUGAACUGCACUCCCUCCCUCCUGUACUCAAUCUGCAACUGUUAAGAUUUGUGUUUGACAGGUAAGGUUAAUAUUGCAGUAAGAGUGAAAACUGUGGACCCUCUGUUUUCUGUACAUUUUUUAAGGUGCUGACAAGAAGAAUUUGUCCAACAGUAGAGCCUACUUAGUUGGUGUUCAUUUUCUUUGUUCUUGUCACCUCAAUUUGUGAUUCAGGGGUGAUAUUGCAAGGAGAAAUUAGACCCUUAGGUGUUAAUGGGCCAAGAAUUGAAAGAUAAGAGUGGGGGGAGGAGUAAGGAGUGAGUUUUUAAGGGUGGAGGGUAAGUUAUGAACAUUUGAUAUGAAUGGCACUACACUUUUUAGGAAAGAAAAGUGAGUUGAUUACAACAGGAACCCAACCAACGAAAGGCAAGCUACUGUCCCUGGUUUGCUUCUAGCAGUCAUUCUUCAGCUAGGAGUAGUGAGGAUCAUUCUACUCCCAUCCCUUCCCCCCCCCCCCCCGGCCUGUUUGGCCUGUUUUAGAAAUAUUGGUCAUCAUAAGAGGUAGCUUAAGGUCAGGAUGUAGUUGUUUGAUGUUAGACAGCUGAUUAGGGUUAAAUUGUACUCCAGGUUUCUCUAUUCCUUCGUUCAAAAGCCAUUUUCAAAUAAUUUUUCUCUAUUAUUUUUAGAGAUUCCAAUCAUCAAAUUGUAGACCAAAAAAAAUUAUACUAAAUUUUCUUUUAAACCUUUCAGAUCAGAAAUCAGAUUUCAAAGUAACCUUGGAUUAUCUGACCCCAGCUUUGAAUAACCUGGCCCAUAUCCGUAUACUUAUUUAUCAGUGUUGUUUUUUUGUAUACAGGAAAACAGGAUACAAAAAGAAAUUGAACUCAUUCAUUCAGUUUCCAGAUAAUCUUGAUAUGACAGAACAUGUCAAGAGUGGAGGCUCUGGUAAGUAACUUGAUGCACAUUUUUUCAGAAUUUUUUUUUUUAAUUCCAAUAACAGUUAGUACUGGUUUACGUUCAUUGUUGUUGUUUUUUUUUUUAGGGAUAGGAUCUAACCAUGAGUAUGAGCUGAGUGCAGUUUUGAUGCAUUUUGGAGUCAGUGCGUAUUCAGGACACUAUGUAGCACACAUUAGAGACAAGAAGGUUUGUAAGUCCUUUUGCAAAUCAUCUAGCACUGCAGCAUGAAUGGCAAAGACAUCAAGAUUUCAGACAGUGAGUGAAGUGAUCAUGUACAAGGUCUGUGGGUGGUCUGCCAAACCUCCUGUAGACUUCUUGCAUGCUUGCUUUACAUGCCCACUUGUGUUGUAGUGCCAGUGCAAGCAUGCUCUCAGCCUGCAAAUUAUCCUACACUCCAAAACUGACCUGCAAGGUGCUGUAAUCUCAAGAACAGGCUUAACUGUUGAUGUUAUGUUGCAGCACCACUGGUAUACAUGGGAAAGGAGGGUUAGUUGGUUUGUGUUCAGCUGGAGGUUUUGCCUGAGUAUGAAUAUAAUACAACACAAUGUUUUGUAUCAAUAGUCUGGAUCAUGGUACAAGUUCAAUGAUGAAGACAUUGUUAAGAUGCAAGGAAAGUUGAAGCUUUCUCAGGAUGAAGACUCAACAGGUUUUUGUUUCCAGUUCUUAACUUCUAAAACUAACAGGAAGGGUUUCUUUUGAAUUUUUUUAGCAUGGUUCAGUUUCCUUCAAUAUGACAAACUGAUUGCUCAGUCAUUCCAUAAUUUUACUUUGAUUUUCUGCAUUUAACCUUUCAAAUCCCAGAAGUGAUUAACAUGUAGUUUCUCCCCAUAAUAUCCAUAUAUUAUACAGCAAACAGGUAAUGGGAAUACUCAAACUUAUCAGGUAGAAGUUGGUCUCUUAAAUGAACAUUACAUUCAAGGAAAUUUAUAGCAGCUAGAAGGGAGAAUUGAUAAUUAAAUCAUUGAGGGUUAAAGAGUAAACAGGUUUACUUGUAAUAACUGUUGAUGCACAGAAUUAAUUUUUAUCUUCCCUGGUUUUUGAUAGUAGAUUAGGCAAGUACCAAACAUGUACUGAAUACUCUAAACCACAGUAAGUUAUUAUCUUGAUCUUUAAUCUUUCAUUUGUUUGUUUAAGAUAUAUAUAUUUUUUCUCCCUUUCAGACACCAGCCCUAAGCCUGCUAAAAGGCCAAAAUGUGCUCAAGGAUUUCAUGUGUCAAAAAAUGCAUACACUCUGGUGUACUCUUUGAAAGGGCAUAAAGGUGUAGGUAAGAUGCUGCAACUGGUGUUAAAAGUAGAUCUUCCUUUGUAAAGCUCAGAGGUUUCAGAUUUUUGGUUACAAGUUAAGGGGGUUUUAAAUAUUCAUUUUAUUGAACUGAUUUGUAAAAUUAUUUAGGUCAAACAUGCAGUCUAGUUGAAAUUCUUCUUGAGGUUUUUCAUUUUGUCUAUUCAUACAAACUUGUGACAAUCUUGGUAUGAAAUAAUGCAAAAAGUUUAUUUCUAUGCAACAUUGAUAUCGUCUUUCAGUAUGGAAUAAUUACAGUUAUUAUUAAUAUACUACUGCGUUAAUAUCAAAUUAUUAUUAAAUUGUUGUAAUUGUCAUUAUUAUCAUUAUUAUCGUUAUUAAAGGAAGUGAAGAUGAUGAUGUCGAAGUCCCACCUCACGUACUUGAGUUAGUUGCCAUGGACAACAGUUUAUUUGAACACUGGGUUACGCAGGUCAAGACAUUUCGUGUAAGAAAAUAUUACGUGUAUUGUGCGCCCAUAUUGUAAAUCAGAGCAAUUUUUCUCUCUUUCUGUUUUGCAAAGGCCUGGAGACACUGUUGUUACUUAUGGACUAAACAAAUAUAGAGCAAUUUUCAAUUGAGUUUCGGAAGUAAUCUGGAAUUGCUUUUACUUUGCUUUACUUCGCUAUGGGAUUAGUCCAGAAAACUCAUGCCACCUUCUCAACCAAUCAGAUUCAAAAGUAAAACUAAUCACGACUUAGCUGCUGCCAUUUUCCCGCGCUUUUGGUCGUUUACUUGUUUUUACUGAGUUCUCGUUGGCUUCUCUCGAUAUUUUCCUCUGUUCUGAUUGGCUCUUGUGAUUACAUUGGUUUCGGUUUACGACACUCAAUCUAAAUGCGUUCUAUCACAAAAUUACAAAGCCCACAGCUAUUGAAUACCUUAACAAAGAAGACUUGGGAUGGGAAAUUUUCCAUAAAUAACUUUGGGACAUUUUUCUUUAGCAAAAGUUGAUUGCCAAAGGACAAGAAAGCCAAGCUGAAAUAAGGAGACUUUAUUUAGAAAUUCCGGUAUCUUCAGGUAAGAUCAUUUUUAUUCAAGAUAACAAUUGACCUGAUAAGUGUAUUUCAUAGAUGAGAUACGUUGUGAAGGGCUGGACUCCAAUUGACCUCUUAACCCCUAAGAGUGACUGGCUUCUAAUUUCUCCUUACAAUAUCACCUUUGAAUCAAACAUUUUUGUCUAUGAGUGUAAAGGAAAUGAUCACCACUUUAGGAAGCUCCUGAUCGUCAAACGAAUUCUCCUCGUCAGUAGCAUAGGAAAUGUAAAGAGGACAGUGCAGAGUAUAUCAAUGUUGGGGGAGUAAAGGGAAAAACGCGAUUUAAGAGCAAUUUUUUUUAAACUGAGAUUCGACAAAAUCCUCGUCUUCAUUUGUUUUCUGUCUCUUCGCUUAGUGAUUGGUUAAAAAAAACUUGCCCGCCCCAUCAAUCAAACAGACGUGAAACUGUAACUAACCAGCGCGCUGUGUUCACUUUGAGUUUUCACUGGAUUCUUCUGAAAUCGUCUUUUUUACUGACUGACCAUUUUUUUCGUCUCUCAGAAAAAGACUAUGAAUGGAUUUCUACCAAAUGGCUGAAGGACUGGAUGAAUGAAAAAACUGUGACUCCGCCAGUGGACAAUUCCUCUUUAUUGUGUUCUCAUGGAAAGUAAGUCGAAUCGCGUAGUGUAUGUUGUAGUGUUGUAUUUCUGUCCUCAAAAGAGCUCUCCUUUGGAGUGGAGCAAUUUUCAUUUAAGUAUCGAAAGCGAUCCGGAUUGCAUCAAUUAGGCUUUACUUCACUCUGAAGCGCCUCUCUCAACCAAUCAGAUGCGAAACUGACACCAAGCGCGUCUUGGUCACUCGUGUUUUCCCGCGCUUCAGACAGUUUGUUCACGUGCGUUUUCCCGCCCUUCAAACAGUGUUUGUGUUCUAAAUUUGAGUUCUCAUUGGCUUCUGGUGAUAAUUUCCUUUCUUCUGAUUGGCUAUCGUGAUUUUUCUAGUUUCGGUCUUACGAUACCUAGUCGAAAAGCGCUCUAAGUUUUAUCUGAUCUAUUCCUUGACCUGUUGCUUUGUUUAUAUUACGACAGGCUUGAUCCCAAUCAAGCGCUUAAUGCCAAGAGGAUCAACAUCAAAGCUGUAAGUUGCCAAUUAUUUGAAAAUACUCUCAAUGAUUUCUUUUCCACUGCUUGUAGUUAGCGAGCAUUCUCAGAAGACAAUUUGGGAAUUAAAUGCAGCUUGUUGUUAUUUAUUUCUUCUUGUCUUCGUAGGCUGACGAAAUAUUCAGAAAUUACGGUGGACUGCCUAGACUUCAAAGGUGUGCUUUUGGGAUAUUUUUGUUUAACUUUCAGCCGAAACAAAUUUUGUUACAAUAAAUCGAAUGUUAUUUUAGCCCGCUCUUGUCAUUGUUCAGACUGUUUCCCUGUCAUUUUUUCAAUUUUUUAUUUCUCCAUGCCCUUCAAAGUGAUAAUGACAGUAAUACAGUACAUACUCUUUUAACCCUCGCCUAGUAGCUCGGGCUUAAAUCACUCUGAGUCAGGCAUGAAUUACAUUUAUGCCCGCGAAUAUAAACUCUAUUGUUUUAUACCUGAGGCGCGGGAAAACGCGAGUGACCGAGUCCUGUUUGGUUAGAGGUUUGCAUCUGAUUGGUUGACAGGGUGGCUCAUGUUUUCUUAACCUAUCACUGAGCGACGCAAAGCAAAACUAAUGGAAUCUCAGAGUCUCUCGACUCUCAUUUAAAAAUUUACCUUAUACAAUAGAGUAUGUAACUAAAUCACCUUCACAACCUUAAAAUUUACUUUUUCUUCAUCCAGUGAUUCUAUGUGUAUCAAAUGUGUGCAAGAACAGUGUAGGAGAAUACGGUUCGAAACUCGGCUGUCUGAAGACUACAAGUUUGUGUCAGACACUUUGAAGUCUCAACAAUCCAACAGGUAACUUCUUCUAUUUCUUGUGUCGCAUAGUAGAAAUAAAUCAAUUUCAAGGGCCACUAAGAAAUAAGAACUUAAAGAAAAUACACGUAACCAGCGCAUAGCGCGGGAAAAUUGCCUUCGUCGCUAUCACAAAAUUUCGUAGUGCUCGGGCGCAGUGCUACUAUAAGUUACUUCUAGUUUUCACCGUAAUGUUCUCGGUGUUUCUCUGUUUAGCUGUAGCUUUCCUUUCAUUCUCAGUGCAAAUUAUUUUUGGGUUGGUCGGCGGUCGCUUCUUCGAUGGAAAGUUUUGGCGAAUUACCAAGAGGAGGCACGGCAGAGUUUGAUGGACAGUUGUCGAGUUACAGCCAAUCACGAAACAGAAGACGAAGACGAAGAUAAAGCCAGACAGCAUGAGAGUAAUGAUAUGACCAUGACAGAAGAGGGAGGGAAACCACAGACAUUGGACGGAGAUCUACAGGACCCUGGCGAACAGGAGGAGGAAGACGAAGGAAAUUCUGAAUUUAAUGAAGAUUUGCUUUGUGAACAUGGUGAGAAAAUAUCAAGACAAUAUGAUGUAGCCCACUAGAAGGUCCUCAUAAUUGGCGUCUCAGCACAAGUGUUUCUUCGUUCGCAGGAAACUAUGAGGGCUUGAGCAAUGCGAGCCAGCGAGAGGCCUGGAACGGAUCUAGCACUGACAAUCAAUAUUAAUGCCAGACCCCGGGUAAACCUCUCCCUUUUUGAUUUUAAAUCUUCCCGCGGGGGGGUGGGGGGCAGGUACUGCAGCGCUAAUAAUAAUAAUAAUAAUGUAUAAGCAAUAAGUGUACUGGUGUGGGCUACAAAACAGUUACGUCACGCUGCCAUGACAGUGAUUCACCUCAGUCUGUUACCAAAGAGACCAACUUUAACCAAGAUUUUUUUUGCGAAUUAUUUGACAGGCGGCCUCUCCUCUGACGAAUCCUGUCGGCGCCUUGUGCCAGAUGAAGUGUGGCAGAGGUUGAGAUAUUACUUUCCUUCCGCUUCUGAAUUCCCAGCUGCUCAUUCAGCAUGUAGAGCUUGCCAGGUAUUUGAGUUCAAUUCUCGCUGGCUCUAGUUUACAAUGACACUGAUCUACCUGCUUUAAAUCCUCAAUCGCAGUUAUCAGGGUUGUCACUCAGUGUUGUGUCACGUAGGCUCAAACUGCGUUUGGGAAAUGAGCCUGCGCUUAUCCCGGGGUGUUUUUCUCGGUAGGAUCGAAGACAGGACUCGAGAAGACGGUGGAAAUUGAGCCUUAGUGUGACAUUUUAACAAAUAAGUACUGCUUUUUUCGCUUUUUAAUUUUUUCUCUUUCUUACGCAGGCAGAUGAUGAAGAAGAGCGUCAGAAGAAUGAGCUUCACAAACUACUUGCAUCAGAGCAGAGAACUGUUUUGAGUCAAUUGUAUCUCGAUAGGAACCGGCCGUCAUUUGAUAACGGCGUAAGUUUGGAAGCCUUUACACCCUUUCAUUGAUAUGCAUAUUCUCCAUACUAUUAUCUAAAUAUUUCCUAUGAACCAACAGGGAGAAUUUAAUUGAUAAUCAAGAGCUUCCUCAGUCGUUUCCUAUAUUCUCAUAUCCUUAAAGUGUGGUGCAAGAGUGAUACUGAAAUGAUGAUAGUCACUCUUAGGGAUUAAAGGGUUAAGUAUAACUGUAAAAGUACCUUAACUGGCAUUUGUCAAUUCAAAGCCGAACUAAUGGCAGAAAAAAGGAGCUGCGCUGCUACGAUCUUCCCACGCUGAGUUUGGUACAAGACAGCGCGAAAACAUGGCGGUAAAAAAUUAGAUGCCUGUUUCUUUAUGGCAGACGCGAAAUUCUCAGUCUCUCGAUUGGUUGUAUUCUCGAAAAAUUUGGAAAAAGAAAUGCAAUGAUUCCCUUUCUUACAGUUUGGGACUUUGCCAUUUUGGCGUUGUAUACUUGUUUGUCCUAAAUCUUGUAAUGAAAAACACCUUUCCUUCUUUCCAUCAGGAUCCGUUCGUUGCUUGUGCAGUAUCAAAAGAUUUUAUCGAUCGAUGGAGGCAGUUCUUAAGGUAAUAACUUGCAGAGUUUGUAAAAAAACAUUUUAAACGUGGCACUCAGCAACUAAGAUAACAGAAGAUGUAAUUUCACAGAUUGCUUGGCACGAGAAUCGGAGAAGGAAAUAACAUCUAGCCUGCGAACAAACUUGCAUUAUUAGCUCUUCAGUGCGAGCGAUUUUCCCCCGCGAAUAGUUCUGGCACCUUGAGUAACGCUAGUCAGCGAGAGGUCUGCAAAGGGUCUAGCACUGAUAAUCCAUUACCAGUGCCAGAUCCCUUGCAGACUGCUUACUGGCUCGUUAUACUCAAGGGUUGGUCCUGUAGCACUACUAUUGAAGGCUUGCCUGUAAGCUAAGACAGAAUAUCGUUUCAUCGCUGAUUUACCAAAAUCGGCACUUUGUUUUGACUCCAAGUUGACUAUAAACAGCCGAAACAUUCCUUGCGAUUACCCGAUGGAAUGUGUGCCAUAUAUACGUACUCGGAGAGGUUUGCCAACAUCAAAGAAUAUGUCAUAAUCUAGACACUGAUUAAAAAAAGCUGUUGAUAAUCAAGACACAAAUAAAACCGCAAUUCUGUUUUGCUAGGUACCCCAUAAGGAAUGUUCCUCCGGAAAGAAUUACAAAUGCACUUUUGCUUUGCCCACAUGAAAAGUUCCAUUUUAAUCCUGGCUGCGAAGAUGACGUUGAUGGUGCGAGCGAAAUGUAAGUUGUUUGGUUUGUUUGCGAUCUAAGGUAUGAAUGACAUCGCAGCGGUUCAUUGUAAAGAGUAACGGUAUCUCCUCACCCACCCUUCCUUAUUUCAGGUUGCACUAUGUUUGGCAACAAGAGUGGAACAUGCUUACCCGAAGCUAUCCAUACGAUCACGUGAUCACCGUCACGAAAACGGUAACAGAAGACGAUGUGAGAGAACUGGUGACUACCCCUGGCAAGUCUCUCAUUUUAUUAUGUUUUCCAUAGAUUAAGAUCAUAUAGGCUUAAAGCGGUUAAAGGGGGCAGUGUACGAUCUCUGUGCUAAAAUAAGUAAGAUUCUUUAAAUAUAUUUCUUUAUAUAUUGCAUUUGAUUCUAUAGCUUUCCUCGGUAUUUGUUCCUCGGGGAGAGCGCGAGCUCGUUUCUUGAACAGCAGCUGGCAGAAACCUCUUUCCGCCCUGAUUAAUCCCCUAGAACGUGCCCGACGUCGGACGGAUGUGUCGCCUUAGCCUCCUAACCACUAGGAAACGAACAACUUUUCGUGCGGUUUGUCACUACAUGACUACUUCGACCGGUCAGCACGCUGGACUGUCUGAAUUGGCCACGUGAGCGCUAGGAAAACAUCAAGAAGUCAUUCAUUAUUUAAUCAAGAAUAUGAACAGAGAACGUAAUAUUCUCCAAUUUCCAUUUCAGAAAUAUGCACAGAUUGUUGCUUUGCGCGCAUACAGGAGAGAGCUCAGCACGUAGAAAACUAUCGCUAUGGUACAAUCUUCGUGCGGAAAAUCACCAAAGAUCACAGCGAGAAGGACAUUGAGCAAGUAGUGAACAGUGUAAGAAUUCUGCCUUUUUAGCUGGAGGAGGGGGGGUGGGGGGCUUUAAUGAAAUUUAAAUGUAGAAGAAACUUACCAUCUCUAGGGAAGGUCAGGCUGCCACCUGGUUAGUUCAGGUUGUAGAGUGCCAGACUGGCAGGAGGUCAAGGGCUCAAGCCCCAGACCGGACCAACACUCAGGGUCUUAAAAUAACUGUGGAUGAUGUGUUGCCUUUGCUGUGACUGCUGCAAAUGUUAAGACGUUCUAGUCUUUUCGAUUAAUUAAGGACGAUUAACCGUAGGCCACAUCUCCUGCAUCUUCUUUGUACUGAUUAGUGGGCGAUAUCAAAGAACCCACGCACUUCUGGCAAAGUAGGGAACGUAGCCCCCGGUGUUAUGAUCUGGUCUUGUUUCAAAAAAUUUCCUCUCAGAAAACUGUAGUGCUUAUUGCAGUCUGACCAUAGUAUCCCACAAUGCGUUGUAAAGCGUAUGAGAGCAUUAGUAUGGAGAAUGCUUGUUAUAAAUGCCACAUCAUCAUCAUUAUCAGGAAGGUUUGUUUUAAUUUAUCUGGUGUGGUUGCUGUUUGACAGACUCCUUCCAGCAAAGACGGUUACUGUUUCGACCCAGACUUCCAGGUUGGGGAAAUUCUUUUAUUUUGAUCCGUUAGACAUUUUAGACUUUAUUCCUCCCAGAUUAGAUCUUAUUAUACUGUGGUUUUCAAUAGAACAUGAGCUCGCCGGAGCAUGUGAAUAUAACGUGCAUUCCUCACCAGUCCUCUCUCUAUUUGCAGUCUCCACCGGACAGCAAGAAACAAAAACUUAACCGCGACCCGAAGGCGCGAAGAAGCUCCAGGUAUUUAUGUUUAGUUUUACGUCUUCUUUAUUUCUUUUCUUUGGGAUUUCAUCAUCAUUGCGUUCAUUACAGGCAUCGUAAACAACGGGGAGAAGUGUCACUGACUGUUGGAUCAUCCGAGACCUUACGAGAUGUCAAAGUACAGGUGAAGCAAAUCUUUUUUUUAGUAACAUAUCCUCGGGGGACGGGUACCUGGAUCAAUUUUGCUGGAUAUGUGCCUCUCAGAACCCCUACCCAUUGUAUUCUAUUCUGUGGCCAACUAUAGACCCAAUCUUGGUCGGGAAAGGGCGAAAAAAAGAGAAACUGAGAACGAGGGUGGCAAGUAUGUUUGACUUUUCCAACAAACUACGUAAAGAACAUUUUUGGAAUUUUAAGUGGGGGAAGGUACCUGGCCCAGACCGAUAUUCGAUGACUACCCCCCCCCCUCCCUUCCGCAAUGUUUCAAAACGCUAUGCCUCCUCAGGAUGUUAAUAGCCGAUGAGACCACUUUGGUUAUGGUUUUGCGACACUAAAUCGAAGCGCUUGAAACACGAUCCUAGUUAAUCAAGCUAUAAACUUAAAACAUGUUUUUGGUUUUUACAGUUGAUGAAGAGUUUCUCGGUGAUGCCGAUGGACCAACACCUCACCUUAAAUGGCAUCCCUCUCACUGACAAUACAGCUACGCUUCGUUCAUUGGGAAUUAGACCAGGUUCCUUAUUACUGCUUAAGGUCUGUGUAUAACACGAGAAUAUCCUGUGACAGUUACAUAGAUUAUCCUCCUUCAGAUAAUCUUAGCACCAUUUUAUUCUUAAUAUCAUAGAAGAUUGCCAGUUAAAUUCUUCAAUCAUUAAUAAAUUUCAAUCUCUCAGGUAACGAGAAAGUAUCAGUCUAAAGGCAAUGAACAGGUGUCCUAAAGACUUUUAGGUAAUAAACUAGUUAUGUUCAUUAUCAAACUCUUCUUACAGAUUGAUGAACCUCAAGGUGCCAUAUCACAAGAGGCUCUCCCAGGUACACAAAUGAUGAAAUCUUCUCAUUAAUAGACAGCUUACAAUACUGUAAUACUUUCAAUCACUUUUUCGUAACAAAUUCUUUUGUUUUUCAGUGAACAAUGCCCCUGAGGAAGGUUUCAAAGGUAAGCCUUUUGUAACAUGUAAAGUUACCUGUAGAUCUGCCGUUACAUGGAGAAAAUUUUAGUUGAGUGGAAGGUAAUGGGCUCUCUGAUUGGUCCAGAAAACUCGUGUUAUAUCAACCAAUUGGAUCCCAACUUCAACAAAUUGUGACCUAAUCACAUGUGUUUUCCCGUGCUUGGAGCUACUUCGAGUUCCUAUUGGCUACUUGAUAUGAUUACUUCUGCUCUGAUUGGCUGUCAGUUUUUUAAUUAUGGAUUAAGACUACAAAUUUUCGCACAUUUUUGUGACUUUGUGCAAUUCAUAACCGUCCGUGUUUCAUUUCCAGGAACUGGUCUGCUUGGUAACUCAUAAAAUGUGUUGCUUAGAAGUGGAAAAGGAAUCACGACACAGCUAGACAACAGUGGCGAGAUAAUAUGCCUCAAAGCAAAUCCUAUUUCGUAAAGAAACUAGAGAUAACUCUAUAGAAAUGUUUUGAAAUGUCAAGAACGGACCAGAGAGAGUUUACUUUGGAGACUGCAUCUUACAACAUGACCUUACUCAUAAGCUUAUUCCACGGAAGUUAUCUGGAUCACUUCGAAUCCGUAAAUGCCACUAGGGUCCUUGAUCAGGUUGUGAGACAGGCGUCAUUUUCUGAUGUUUUUCAGGCCCACUAAGGCAAGUGCGAGACAUAAAGCGAGCGUGAAGGGCGAGUCAUGCACGGGAAAAGGAGCGUGCAAAACUCAACAGUUGUGGUUUUUGUGCUCCUCCAUUUGCGCAUUUCAACUCUCGCGCUUUCCUCGCACUCGCCACGCGCCUACCUGCGCACGCCUGAAAAACGCAUGCAUACACAUGUAAACAAAACACCCUGAGUUUCCUUCCGCGCUGAACUAUUAGGCCGUCUAUGGUCAUUUUUCGCGGAAACACAAGUAACGCGCAAGGUUCACCUUCCUCAUUCUCGAGGGACUGGAUACCUCCAAUUAAAAAAUUACUUGAGGAUUACCUUGUAACAAGACCCGAACUGCAUUUGUUUUAUCUUUGGUUAUUCGUUCAUUGACGUAGCCUGCGACGCAAGGUGGCCAGCGCGAAGCGCGAGUUAUAGGCUCGAAGAGCGAAAAAGAAAAUCAAAGAAACAGCAUUCGCGCUUUCCUCGUGCUUUUCUUGCGCUCUCCUUUGCUCGUGUGAUGAACACAAAAUAGGAAGGAAAAAACCCUGAGCUGCAGGCUACUCUUAACAA